Papaver somniferum (opium poppy) is the source of this 765-nucleotide messenger RNA. RefSeq names its product heavy metal-associated isoprenylated plant protein 39-like. The record is from RefSeq and is a predicted model, not a curated record. Lineage: Eukaryota; Viridiplantae; Streptophyta; Magnoliopsida; Ranunculales; Papaveraceae. The transcript has a single exon. Bases 124 to 603 code for a protein of 159 amino acids. Gene Ontology annotation, molecular function: metal ion binding.
CCUUAUCUCCUUCAUCUUCCACUCUAAAAUUCUCUUUCUGCAUUCGUCACUCAAUAGGCUCUCUUAAAUUAACUUCAUUGCUUCGUCUAAGAUCAGUACUUAAAUCAAUUUUUAGAAGAAACCAUGCAGAAAAUCAUAGUGGAAAUUGAUUUACACGACGACAGAUGCAAACAAAAGGCCAUGAAAUCGGUUUCUGGUCUUCGAGGAGUUAGUUCAGUAUCCAUGGAUACGAAUAAUAAGAAAUUAACAGUUAUCGGAGAUGUUGAUGCAGUAACUGUAGUACGGAAACUAAGAAGACAUUGUCAUACAAAUCUGGUUUCAGUUGACCAAGAAAAGAAGAAGGAAGAACCAAAAAAGGAAGAACCCAAGAAAGAGGAACCAAAAAAGGUAGAACCAAAGAAAGAAGAGCCGAAGAAGGAAGAACCCAAGAAAGUUGAACCAUAUAAUCCUCACAUCAUGCCUACACCUUAUUAUUACGAUCAUCGUAUGCCUGCACAUUAUUAUGAUCCGCGUAUGAUUACACCUUAUUAUGAUCCUCGUAUGACCUCGAGUUACUAUGCUCCGUGUGCUGAAGAAAAUCCUAAUACCUGUGUUAUUUGCUAAAUUCAUUUAUUAAUGAAGGGUGGUGUUAAUACCUUCUGAUAACGCUGACGAAAUUAAUUUUUGUAAAAUCUUAUUUUUAUUCAUUCAAAUUCAUUAUUAACGUGUUGAGCGAUUCAAAAUAAAAGUAUGCAAGGAAAAGGCACUGCCAUAUUUAUAUUACCA